Messenger RNA from Micromonas commoda, 3306 nucleotides. It is a transcript of the gene IFT122, whose product is annotated as intraflagellar transport 122. Gene Ontology annotation, molecular function: protein binding. NCBI's taxonomy places the organism in Eukaryota, Viridiplantae, Chlorophyta, Mamiellophyceae, Mamiellales, Mamiellaceae. Gene Ontology annotation, biological process: protein localization to cilium; intraciliary retrograde transport; non-motile cilium assembly. The record is from RefSeq and is a predicted model, not a curated record. The transcript is spliced from 2 exons. Bases 1 to 3306 code for a protein of 1101 amino acids. Gene Ontology annotation, cellular component: intraciliary transport particle A; non-motile cilium.
AUGCGAGCCACGGUGAGCUGGCAGGAUGCCCCGCCCGACAGGGACGGCCUGCGCAGCGUCUGCUACGACGUCGCCUACAAACCCGAUGGGUCCCAGCUGGUGACCGGGAUGGGCAAUCGGGUUCUGGUUUACGGGUGCCAGGACGGCGCCCUGCUCCACUCUCUCAAGGCUCACAAGGAUGCGGUGUACGCGGUAUCGUGGAGCUUCGAAGGGUCGAGGUUCGCGUCCGGCGGCGCGGACAAGACCAUCAUCAUCUGGACGUCGGAAGCUGAGGGCAUCCUCAAGUACAACCACAAUGAGUCGGUGCAGUGCCUCGCGUUCAACCCCUGCUUGAUGCAACUCGCGUCCGCCACCGCCAGCGACUUUGGGCUCUGGGCUCCGGAGCAAAAGUCCGUCCAGAAACACAAGGUGAGCAGCAAGGUUCUCUGCAUGGGGUGGACCAAAGACGGCCAGCACCUCGCGCUCGGGCAGUACGACGGGUGCGUGUCGGUGAGGGACAGGACGGGUGGUGAGAAGGUUAAGAUCCAGCGGGGCGCGCCCGUCUGGUCGCUGGCGUGGAACCCCAACAAGCGGGAGACCCACGACGUGAUGGCGGUCGGGUGCUGGGACGGCACGCUCUCGUUCUACCAGCUCAACGGCAUGCAGGUGGGCGACGACACGCGCCUGGGCUUUGAUCCGUGUUCGGUGUCGUACUUUGGCGGCGGCGACUACGUGGUGGUGGGCGGGACGGACAAAACGGCGCGGCUGUGCUCGAAGGAGGGUACGGUGCUCACGACGUUGUGCGAGCGCGGUUCGUGGGUGUGGUGCGCGCGGGCGCGGCCCGGGCACAACGCCAUCGCGGUCGGGUCCGAGGACGGGUCCAUCAGCACGCACGCGCUCACCUUCUCCACGGUGCACGGCAUGUACAAGGAGCUCUACGCGUACAGGGACCUCAUGACGGACGUCAUCGUGCAGCAGCUGGAGACGGAUCAGAAGGUGCGCAUCCGGUGCAAGGACUACGUGAAGAAGAUCGCGGUGUACAAGGACAAGCUGGCGGUGCAGCUGCCGGAUAAGCUGGUGAUUUAUCAGAAGAUCGAGAGCGACGAUCCGGACGACAUGCAGUACAGGAUGAUGACCACGAUUGAGGAAAACCUCAAGUGUAACCUGCUUGUCAUCACCUCGCACCACGUCAUCCUGUGCAUGGAGAAGAAGCUGCUGCUGUACACGAUGGAAGGCAAGAAGGAGCGAACUUGGUCGAUGGACUCCGUGAUAAGGUACAUCAAGGUGAACGGCGGCCCAGAGAAGGGAGAGGGCGUGCUGGUGGGUCUCAAGGAUGGCAUGUGCCUGAAAAUUUUCAUCGACAACGACUUUCCGGUGGAGCUCGUCAACCACGGCGCGUCCGUUCGGUGCCUCGACAUGUCGGCGUUUAGGAAGAAGCUGGCUGUGGUGGAUGAGAACUCCGCGGUCGUCGUGUACGACGUCAAGACAAAAGCUGUCCUGUUCGAGGGCAAGGGUGCCAACUCGGUGGCGUUCAACUCCGUCUACGAGGACAUGUUCUGCUACGCGGGUGAUGGAAUCCUGUCUAUCAAGACGGCGGACUUCCCCGUUCACACGCAGAACCUCGAAGGUUUCGCCGUGGGUUUCAACGCAUCUAAGAUAUACUGUCUGCACAACAUCAGCAUGCAGACCGUCGUCGUGCCGCACUCUUGGAGCGUGAAGAAUUACAUCAAGAAAGGGGACUUUGACGGCGCGUACGCGGUUGCGUGCCUCGGCGUGACAAAUAAGGACUUCAUGAACCUCGGCCUCGCGGCUCACUGGGGGAUGAACUUGGAGGUGGCGCGUAAGUGCUUCAUCAGGUGCCGCGACAUGAAGUACAUCGACCUCGUGGCCGACACCGAGGAGGGGCUCAAGAAGGGUGAGCCGCCGUUUAUGUUCCGAGCUCUGAGCCUCGCGUACCAGAGCAAGUUUCACGAGGCGGCUAAGGAGUACGCCGAGGGUGGCCGCGCGGACAAGGCGAUGGAGAUGUUCACGGAAAUGCGAAUGUUCGACGAAGCGAAGGUAUGGGCCGAGGAGUACGCCAAGACGCACGGCGGCGGAGACAUCUCCCUCACAGAUUUUGUUAACCGCCAAGCCGAGUGGGCGGAGGAGACGAGCGAUUACGAAUCAGCGGUGAACAUGUACGUCCAGGCGAAGAAGUUCGAGAAGGCCGUGGCGCUGGUGGGCAAGAACAACUGGAGGGAUAAGCUGGUGGAUAUCAUGCGGGUGCUCGACGUCAAGGAUGACGCCAAGGUGAUUCAGCAAUGUGCGGGUCACUUUGCGCGGUGGGGCGACUCCUCGCACGCCAAGGAGGCGUACAACAAGCUCGGCGACCACGCCGGUCUGAUGACGCUGCACGUGCAGCAGAACCAGUGGGACGACGCGUUUGCGCUCCUGAAGCAGCACCCGGAGUACGCGGAGAAGGUGCACCUGCCGUACGCCAACUGGCUGGCGGAUAACGAUCGGUUCGACGAGGCGCGGGUGGCGUACAGAGUCGCGGGGCGGUCCGAAAUGUCGACGCGGAUGCUCGAGCAGCUGACCCUCAACGCGGUGCUGAUGCGAAGGUUCAAGGACGCAGGGUACUACUACUGGCUCAUGUCCGAAGAGGCCGCGGAUAGCCUGCCGAAGGACUCCAGGGCGCUCCUCUCGGACGACGACGAGGCGAAGUUGGCGCGGUUCCACGAGCUCAAGGACCGAUCCGAGAUUUACUACGCCUACGACUACGUGUUCCGUGCCAUGGAGGAGCCGUUCAGCUCGUGCCUCCCCUCGACGUUGCUGAACAUCGGGCAAUUUUUGCUAUCCAAGUUCGCCACGCACGACGAGAUGCCUAUGGGUAUCAGUCUCUCAUACGUUCUCAUCACAAUCGCCAAACACGGCGAGGCGCUGGGGGCAUACAAGCUCGCGAGGUUCGCCUACAACAAGCUGCAAUCUCUGCGAAUACCCGCGGCGUGGCAGGCUGAGGUCGAUCUGGCAUCCGUCGUGGCGAGGUCGAGGCCGAACGUCGACGGAGACGAUUUGCUGCCGCUGUGCUUCCGAUGUAGCACCACGAACCCUCUCGUGUCCGUCAAGGGUGACGUGUGCAUAAACUGCGGCGGACACUUUGUUCGAUCCUUCGUCACGUUUGAGCACCUUCCCAUGGUCGAGUUCCACCUGGCGGACGACAUCUCCGCCAAGGAAGCACGCCGCUUAAUCAACGAGGAUCCCCCGAACAAAGCGAGCGGCUCCGAUGGUGGCGCCCAACUCUCUCAUCGUGUGCGACCGGGACAUGCUGCGGAACCUGCCGCCGAGUGA